AAUUCAGGCACCAGGAGAAGGCCAAGAGGCUCCAGGCGGGUGUUUUGUUACAAAGGCAAGGCCCCAGGUCUGCUUAGAGCGAGCGAGGCAAGUAAAGGAGGCAGCCAGGUGGGCCCCACACCGCCUGACAGUAUGGAUUAUAAAUCGAGCCUGAUCCAGGAUGGGAACCCUCUAGAGAACCUGGAGAAGCAGCUGAUCUGUCCCAUUUGCCUGGAGAUGUUUACCAAGCCGGUGGUCAUCUUGCCCUGCCAGCACAACCUCUGCCGGAAGUGCGCCAACGACAUCUUCCAGGCCGCAAACCCCUACUGGACCAACCGGGGCGGCUCGAUGUCCAUGUCUGGAGGCCGUUUCCGCUGCCCGUCCUGCCGCCACGAGGUGAUCAUGGAUCGUCACGGAGUGUACGGCCUGCAGAGGAACCUGCUGGUGGAGAACAUCAUUGACAUCUACAAGCAGGAGUGCUCAAGUAGGCCCCUGCAGAAUGGCAGCCACCCCAUGUGCAAGGAGCAUGAAGACGAGAAGAUCAACAUCUACUGCCUCACGUGUGAGACGCCCACGUGCUCCAUGUGCAAGGUGUUUGGGGCCCACAAGGCCUGCGAGGUGGCCCCGCUACAGAGUGUCUUCCAGGGACAAAAGACUGAACUGAGUAACUGUAUCUCCAUGCUGGUGGCGGGGAACGACCGUGUGCAGACCAUCAUCGCUCAGCUGGAGGACUCUAGUCGAAUGACCAAGGAGAACAGUCACCAGGUGAAGGAAGAGCUGAGCCAGAAGUUUGACGUGCUAUACGCCAUCCUGGAUGAGAAGAAGAGUGAGUUGCUACAGCGGGUCACGCAGGAGCAGGAGGAGAAGCUCAGCUUCAUUGAGGCCCUCAUCCAGCAGUACCGGGAGCAACUGGACAAGUCCACUAAGCUGGUGGAGACAGCCAUCCAGUCCCUGGAUGAGCCUGGUGGAGCCAUCUUCCUCUUGAGUGCCAAGAAACUCAUUAAAAGCAUUGUGGAAGUUUCCAAGGGUUGCCAGCUGAGGAAGACAGAGCAGGGCUUUGAAAACAUGGACUACUUUACUUUGGAUUUGGAGCACAUAGCAGAUACCCUGAGGGCCAUCGAUUUUGGGACAGAUGAGGAAGAGGAAGAGUUCACUGAAGAAGAUGAUCAGGAAGAGGAAGAGUCCACAGAGGGGAAGGAAGAAGGACACCAGUAAGGAGCUGGAGGAGGAAGAGACCCUCUAGAUGCAGAGAGACUGGGGAGGGUGGGGAUGGGCCCAGCUGCCUUGGUGACAGGCCCAGGGUGGGAGGGGUCGGGGCCCCUGAGGGGGCAAUGGGGAGGUGUGUCUUCUCUCUGCUCAAGAGCAGGGACUAGGAGUAGGACCCCCACCGCUGUGUCCAGCAGUCACUGAAGCAGAGCUGGAAAUGUGCUUGAAACAACCACACAGGACACUUUUCUACAUUGGUGCAAAAUGGAAUGUUUUGUACAUUUUUAAAAUGUGAUUUUUGUAUAAACUUGUAUAUGUAUGCCAAUUUGGUGCUUUUUGUAAAGGAACUUUUGUAUGAUAAUGCCCGGUCAUUGUGUGACUGGCGACUGUUAGAUAGAAGGGAAGGAAGCCAGGUUGUUACAGCUGCCCCUGUCCCUUCCUGGCUGGGAGGGCUGGUAGCGCUCGCAAACCUGGAAGGGAUAAUAUUCUGUAUUUCAGUGCCUAUCCCCGACAGAGGGGAUGGUGACUGAGUUUGUUACAUGUUGUUUUAAUAAAUGCACAGAGCUCUCUUCCUGUUAUUACUAAAGGA
Messenger RNA from Miniopterus natalensis, 1774 nucleotides. RefSeq names its product tripartite motif containing 63 (gene TRIM63). Lineage: Eukaryota; Metazoa; Chordata; Mammalia; Chiroptera; Miniopteridae. The record is from RefSeq and is a predicted model, not a curated record. Gene Ontology annotation, molecular function: zinc ion binding.